AUGGACACAUCGAUGGCGGCAAUGGCGAUGAGUGAGAGACCUCACAUGGUAAUAGGCGUGGAUUUUGGGAUGACAUGUACUGGAGUCUCCUACGUCAAUCUUUCCAUCGGUAAUGAGACUGUCCGCUGGAUCCAGAAAUGGCCUGGCCGUUUCCAGGCAAACGAGAACAAGGUGCCAACUGUAGUCGUGUACCCUACCAGCAGUCGAGAACCAUCAUCCUGGGGCUUCCUCUCUGAGACUGCAGCGGAGACUAAUGCAGACGAUAAAGAGUACAAAGAGUGGUUCAAAACAUGUCUCGACCCCGAGAAGUUGCGCCUGAAGCAACAAGAAGACCCAGAGGGAGCACCAGAAAGCCUGCAGGAAGUGGAGAAGUGGUAUGGCGAUUACCUGCGAAAGAUGUACGAGUAUAUCUCCUUCAAACUCGGUGGGGAGCUAUCAGGUGUGCAGUGGGCAGAUGCCAGGAUCGAGUUCGUGUUCAGCGUUCCUACGACCUGGGCUCCUGUACCCACGGUUGAGAACUUCAAGAAAAUCGUAAGAGGAGCUGGAUUCGGCUCGCACCGUGGUCACAGCCUGACUAUCGGACUUACGGAAGCUGAAGCAGCAGCCGUCCACACAUCGACUGAAGCUCCUGGCAUCUUCCAUGAGAAUGAUGUUCUCUUGGUGUGCGAUGCAGGUGGUGGCACAACAGAUCUGAGCGUUCUUCGAGUGACCAACACUGUCAACCAAGCAAUCAAUCUCCAGCAGCUGGACGUUGUGUUUGGCGAGACAAUCGGUUCUGCUGCUAUCGACUACGAAUUUGAGCAACUGGUAACACAGCGUCUGACGUUGGCGCACACAACGAACCCACUUCCAAUCGACCCAGGCGAUGCCGCGUGGGAGAUGAUGAAGAGUAGAGACUUCCAGGCAAUCAAAUGCGAAUUCGGCGCGCCAGAUGAUACGCCGCUGUUCUCCAUCGCCAUACCACGUGUGCCACAGAGCUACAACAACAGCGACCCAGAUGUAAGGAUUCGCAAUGGCGAGAUGACAUUCGGACGUGAGGAUCUGCAACGACUGUUCGAUAAGCAGAUUGAAAAGUUAUUUAGGCUCAUCGACUCGCAACUGCAGUCGCUAUUCCAGAAGCAACCCAGUGCUCACGUCUCUCACCUCGUCCUGUCGGGUGGUCUUGGUAACAGUGUGUACGUGCAAUCCCAGCUACGAAAGCACUACGCUGAAACGAACAUCCCGAACGCGCAGUCGAUCUCUGUUCGUAUUGCACCUGAUCCACAACUAGCAGUCUGUAAAGGGCUCGUGAGCGACAGGGUGCGCAAGCUUCUAACCUCGCGGUCGGUUCUUGGAUGGCGUUGUUGUAGAGCCUCAUACGGAACUCUUUGCAAAAUUGCGUACGACAAAAGGAAUCCAGACCAUGAGGGCAAAGAGCUGGUCCGUGACCCAAUGAAUGGGAAGAUGUACAUUGUUCAGUCAAUUGCCUGGUUUGUGCGAAAAGGAGAGCCGGUCAGUGUCGAUCAGCCGAUCACGCAUACGUUUGUCAAGAAGAUCAGUCCCGGAGAUCCGCGAAAUGCCUUCCCGACAAGCGUGAUAGAGAGCAGUCUCGCGGCAACAGCGCUGCCAGACCAGAUGAACCAGCCCGACGAGAAGAAGUUUGUUGAGAAAAACAAGAACUUUUGGUCAAUGAAGAAGCAUUAUCUUCGCAUAGAAUACUCCGUUCGAGUCUUGAUCGGGACCAGCUGA
Parastagonospora nodorum SN15 is the source of this 1728-nucleotide messenger RNA. RefSeq lists its product as hypothetical. The coding region runs from base 1 to 1728 and encodes 575 amino acids. The transcript is spliced from 3 exons. NCBI's taxonomy places the organism in Eukaryota, Fungi, Ascomycota, Dothideomycetes, Pleosporales, Phaeosphaeriaceae. The record is from RefSeq and is a predicted model, not a curated record.